This is a messenger RNA of Lagopus leucura (white-tailed ptarmigan), 2459 nucleotides long. RefSeq names its product dynein axonemal assembly factor 1 (gene DNAAF1). NCBI's taxonomy places the organism in Eukaryota, Metazoa, Chordata, Aves, Galliformes, Phasianidae. The coding region runs from base 137 to 2020 and encodes 627 amino acids. Gene Ontology annotation, cellular component: axoneme. The record is from RefSeq and is a predicted model, not a curated record. Gene Ontology annotation, molecular function: protein binding; dynein complex binding. Gene Ontology annotation, biological process: cilium assembly. The transcript has 13 exons.
AGUCCGCUUGGCUCCCCGUCCCUUCCUUCCCGCUCGGCCGACGGCUUCUGCUGACCGCCGGGCCCGGACGGGCUGCUGGCCUUGGGCAUCCGGCCCGCGUCCCUGCUGCCAGCACGAGCUGAGCUGCGGGAGCAGAAUGCUGUCACGCAGCAGAGACUUGGAGAGAGGCCACGCAGGAGCGGUCAUUGCGCCAGAGGUGUUGAGAGAGACGCUGAGCAACACUGGAAAUGAAGCUGCCCACGCACUGAGUGAAGGCUGUCCUGUCAGCAGAGAUGUUAAAACUGAACAGAAAGCCAUCAACUGUACAUCCAGAGCAGAUCAACGGGAUGAGCAAAAAUUGGUUGGUGAUCACAAGUCAGUAACCAGCUCAUUCAGUCAAAAGACAGAAGAAAAAGGGGGCUGUGUGAGAAUGACAAAAAAGAUUCUGCAAGACAUUUGUAAGCAGCAAAAGUUGUACUUGACCCCAUCCUUAAAUGAUACGCUUUACUUGCAUUAUAAAGGAUUUGACCGCUUGGAGAAUCUUGAAGAGUACACUGGGCUGAGGUGUUUGUGGCUGGAAUGCAAUGGCUUAACAAAAAUUGAGAAUUUGGAGGCUCUGACAGAGUUGCGCUGCCUCUACUUGCAGCUCAAUUUAAUUAACAGAAUCGAAAACCUGGAGUCCUUACAAAAGCUGGAUUCCCUCAAUCUGAGUAACAACUAUGUCAAGACCAUUGAGAAUCUCUCUUGUCUAAAAAUCCUGAACACUCUGCAGAUUGCUCACAAUAAGUUAGAAACAGUGGAAGACAUACAACACUUGCAAGAAUGUCCAAGUAUUUCUGUUCUCGAUCUUUCCCACAACAACUUAAGUGAUCCAAAUAUUGUAACUGUUCUGGAGACAAUGCCUAAUUUGCAUGUGCUGAAUUUAAUGGGAAAUCAAGUGAUUAAGAAAAUCACUAAUUAUAGAAAAACACUUACUGUUCGACUGAAACAGCUAACGUAUCUGGAUGACAGACCAGUAUUCCCAAAGGAUAGAGCCUGUGCAGAAGCCUGGGCUGUUGGAGGGCUUGAAGCUGAGAAGGCAGAAAGGGAAAAAUGGGAAACUAGAGAGAGAAAAAAGAUCCAAGAUAGCAUUGAUGCUUUAGCUGCAAUCAGGCAAAAAGCAUUGGAAAAGAAGACACAGAAAUAUAUAGAAGAAAGAGAUGCAGUUGCAAAACAUGGAAAUGAAGGUGCAACAGACAUCAUAGAAGGAGCAUCUGCAAAUUCAGGUAACGAAGAAAAUUACAGUGCAUCAGAGAUAUCAAAUUUAUCAGAACAGCAAGAACCUCAAGAGAAGACAGAGAAAUUUGGAAAUGAAAAUUUUGAUGCUCAUGAUGAUGUGAGAACGCUCCUAAUAGACAGAGGAGAUCUUCCAAUACAGAAGACAGCUUCUGAAAGGGCUGUGGUUCCUGAACUGGCUGAGUGUGCUGAAAUCGAGCAGAUCAAAUGUGAGACACCAGAGAAACUUCGACUUGGUGAACUACCUGAUUUAGAAGACACAGAUGUAAAGGAAUUUCCUCCAGAAGAGGAAAUAUUUAUUCAAAAGCAAGAAUAUCACCCAAAGAUUGAAAUAAUUUCUGAAACGACAAAUGAUGGUGAUUCUGCAUUAGAGGAAAGCAAUAAAAACACAUUUGAGGACUCAGUAGGAGAAGCUGCAACAUCCAUUUUUUCAAAUGUGCAUAAGAUCCAUAAAGAGCAAGAAAAGGAGUGCUUGAGACCCCUUGUUAAAGAAUUCUUCACAGAGCCUUCUUAUUCAGAAGAAGACAAACCAGCUAAGCCCAGUAAAGUCUUGGUACAGGAGAUUACCCCCCAACCUCCUAAUAACCUACUGUUGUCAUCAGUCUGCAGUCAGCCAGAUGACCCCAGCCAACAGGAAGGGGGCAGAAAGAUCACCAUUGCUUGCUCUGGGAGUAGUAGUGGUGGAGGAGUACAGCUGCUGGCUGAAGGUGAGGAGUGUUCUCAUGAACCCCAUGACGACACGGACAGUGAGAGGGGAUUAGACUGAUGGCUUUCAGUACAACAGAUCAUAUCUGGAGCAUCAUGCCUGGCUGACUGCAUACGGCUGCUCUCAAGAUGCAAAGCUCAGCAAUGGAACUGCUUGUUAAAACAGACCUUACACUUAUUAUAAAAACCCAGUGCCUCAAACAAGAGUAUUUCAGUCAUUCAGCACUGAUGUUGCUCCAACACGUGACCUUCAGGGCAGGUAAGGAGUGCCUCGUGUUCCCCCUUCCAAAGGUGCUCCUCUCUGGGGCAGCUUUCCAGCUGUACUACCAGUAGAAGUGAGGGCACUUGUGUUUUAAGGUUAAAUUCUACUCUGUCAUGUCCUUUCCUUUCCAUUGCAUCCUUCUAGAAAUGUUUCUUCUGUAACUUAUGGUUUGUUACUUAGUUUCAAUCCAUAUUGCAACAUGUUUCUGUCAUUUGAACUAAAUAAAUAUUCUACUUGU